Messenger RNA from Exophiala bonariae, 1131 nucleotides. RefSeq lists its product as uncharacterized. Gene Ontology annotation, molecular function: zinc ion binding; oxidoreductase activity. The coding region runs from base 1 to 1131 and encodes 376 amino acids. Lineage: Eukaryota; Fungi; Ascomycota; Eurotiomycetes; Chaetothyriales; Herpotrichiellaceae. The record is from RefSeq and is a predicted model, not a curated record. The transcript has a single exon.
AUGGCCACCGAGGUUCAAACAGUCGUUUGCUAUCCCCCUAAUCCAGGUCCUAACUGGAAAGUGGAAACUACAAAAGUUCUAACAAGUCGACCAUUGCAAGAAAAUGAAUUGAGGGUUCGAAUGGUAGCCAGCGGGAUAUGCCACACAGAUGUAUUCGUCUCCUGUAUUCCAGGAGGAGUUGCAGGAUUGGAAUACCCUAAAGUGCUUGGCCACGAGGGAGCAGGCAUUGUCGAGGAAAUCGGGUCUGGGGUGACCACUGCUGAAGUAGGAGACCCGGUCCUCCUUUCAUACACCUACUGUUCAAAUUGCGACCUCUGUGGUGUGAGCCAGCAGCCUUAUUGUCUAGAUUGGCAUGUCCUCAAUAUUGUGGGUGACAAGACUCUGCAAACUGCUGGAGGCGACCAUAUCCAGGCUAAAUUCUUCGGUCAAUCGAGUUUCGCUGGCGAAAGCAUUGUGAGUGAGCAAAGCGUUGUCAACGUGAAGGGUACUGUCAAUAAUGAAGAGUUGAAACUGCUGGCACCACUGGGCUGCGGGUUGAUGACUGGUUCCGGAGCAGUGAUCAACAAUGCCAAAGCAAAGCCGUUCGAUAUUGUGGUGGUCACCGGAAUUGGUGCGGUCGGGCUUGGAGCUAUAAUGGCAGCCAAGAUAGUCGGCGUGAAGGAAAUAAUUGCGGUCGACCGAAUUGGCCAUCGGCUUGAGGUGGCCAAAGAGCUUGGUGCAACCCAAAUUCUUGAAAGCAAGCCAGACACCAACCUCACCGAGGAGCUACAAAAGCUGGCUGGUGGAGGACGUAUCUCGUACGUUUUUGAGACGACUGGAGUUGUGAGCGUUAUUCAGGCAUCUUUGGAGGCCUUAGGCAAGCAUGGGAAACUAAUCCAAAUUGGCGUUCCAUCAAUGGAUGCUCAACUCACGCUUCCAUUAUAUCCACUCCUAUCUCAAAACAAAGGCUUUGAGUGUAUCUACCUGGGCGACACUACUGGUCAAGAGUGGGUGCCAAAGAUGAUUCAGUGGUGGCGAGAGGGGAAGUUCCCGGUCGAGAAACUUGUCAAAUUUUAUCCCGUAAAGGAUGCUCAGGAAGCUUUGCAUGGGAUGGAAUCCGGUGUGGCCAUCAAGCCCGUCCUCGUUUGGUAG